This is a messenger RNA of Hyphopichia burtonii NRRL Y-1933, 528 nucleotides long. Its product is annotated as peptidylprolyl isomerase. The transcript has a single exon. Gene Ontology annotation, cellular component: cytosol; nucleus. Bases 1 to 528 code for a protein of 175 amino acids. The record is from RefSeq and is a predicted model, not a curated record. Lineage: Eukaryota; Fungi; Ascomycota; Pichiomycetes; Serinales; Debaryomycetaceae. Gene Ontology annotation, molecular function: peptidyl-prolyl cis-trans isomerase activity; protein binding.
AUGGGAGAAACUGGGUUACCUCCUAAUUGGACUAUUAGAGUAUCUAGUACCCAUAACAGAGAAUACUUUUAUAACCAAUCCACUAAGGACUCGUCGUGGGAAUGCCCAUUUGGUACCGAUAAUGAUAAACUACAAUUGUACUUAUCUAAAUUUAAACAAAAUGGAAAUCGCCCGGUUGUUGCAGAAGAUGGUAAGAUUCGAGUGACUCACAUCUUGAUUAAACACAAACAGUCAAGAAGGCCGAGCUCUUGGAAAAGUCCCGAUGGCAUAACAAUCAGUCGUGAUGAAGCAAUUGUAAGUUUAAAGAAAUUGCAGAAAAAAAUCCUUGACGGUGAAGCAAAGAUUGGAGAGUUUGCUCAAACCGAAAGCGACGAUUCUUCCCACACAAGUGCUGGUGACAUAGGAUAUUUCAAAAAAGGGCAGAUGCAGCCUUCUUUUGAAGAAGCUGCGUUCAGCUUACAUGUGGGUGAACUCAGUGAUCUUGUGGAAACCGAUAGUGGGAUCCAUCUCAUCCAACGAGUCGCUUAA